AUGUCAACUUUCCAAAAUACCACAACAUCUUCCGGUAUUUUCCUGCUAACUGGUUUUCCUGGGCUAGAAGCCUUCCACACCUGGAUCUCCAUUCCCUUCUGCUUUCUCUAUAUAACUGCUCUCUCAGGAAACAGCCUGAUUCUCUUUGCCAUUGUCACUCAGCCCAGCCUCCACGAACCCAUGUACUAUUUCCUCUCCAUGCUGUCCACCACUGACCUUGGCCUGUCCAUAUCCACUCUGGUCACCAUGUUAGGUAUAUUCUGGUUCAACGCCCGGGAGAUCAGCUUUAAUGCCUGCUUGUCACAGAUGUUUUUCAUUCAACUUUUCACUGUCAUGGAAUCUUCAGUGCUGUUGGCUAUGGCCUUUGAUCGUUUUGUGGCCAUUUCUAAUCCUCUUAGAUAUGCCUCUGUCUUAACUGAUCUUAAAAUAGCACAGAUUGGAGUAGCAAUCAUCACGAGGGGAACAUUAAUACAAAUACCUAUACAGGUGCUUCUUAAGCGUCUAUCAUUCUGCCGCAGCCACGUGCUCCGUCAUUCCUAUUGUUUCCACCCUGAUGUGAUGAAGCUUUCAUGCACAGACACCAGGAUCAAUAGUGCAGUUGGCUUGACAGCUCUGAUCACCACUGCUGGGGUGGACUCAAUCUUCAUCCUCCUCUCAUAUCUUUUGAUCAUUAGGACUGUCCUCAGCAUUGCAUCCCCGCAAGAGAGGAAGAAAGCCUUCAGGACAUGUAUCUCCCAUAUUGGGGCUGUUGCUGUAUUCUAUAUUCCAUUGAUCGGUCUGUCCUUUGUUCACAGAUUUGGGAAACAAGCCCCAGCUUAUGUACAUACGCUGAUUGCCAAUGCCUACCUGCUAAUCCCCCCUGUGAUGAACCCCAUCAUCUACAGUGUGAAGACCAAACAGAUACGCAGGGCUGUGCUGAAAGUUCUCCAUCCCAGUGCAACAAAGAACUAG
Molecule: messenger RNA, 951 nt
Organism: Ceratotherium simum simum (southern white rhinoceros)
Lineage: Eukaryota; Metazoa; Chordata; Mammalia; Perissodactyla; Rhinocerotidae
Product: olfactory receptor OR51C1-like
Biological process (GO): G protein-coupled receptor signaling pathway
Cellular component (GO): plasma membrane
Molecular function (GO): olfactory receptor activity; G protein-coupled receptor activity
Source: RefSeq, a predicted model, not a curated record